This is a messenger RNA of Aphanomyces invadans, 1059 nucleotides long. RefSeq lists its product as hypothetical. The transcript has a single exon. The record is from RefSeq and is a predicted model, not a curated record. Lineage: Eukaryota; Oomycota; Saprolegniomycetes; Saprolegniales; Verrucalvaceae. Bases 72 to 1043 code for a protein of 323 amino acids.
CACACAUCCAAUUCGAUUGCGUCGAUCUCGGUCGUCGGAGGCGGUGCAGCUGCUCUACCCCCGCACCGCGCAUGGACGCCAACACCCAAGCCGGCGACAACGUGAAGGCCGACUCGACGGACGGCUUUCACAUCCACUUCACGGCAGCCAACUUCCGGCCACAGUACCAACGCAACAACAAAAAGGGCGGGUUGAAAAACCUGCGGUGUUUUCCGAAUUGUUGUAGCGGCACGCACGCGACAACGGGUUUCUGCGGGGGCUCGGUCCUCGUUGGCGUUCGCCCCGAGCACGUCCGCGGCCGGCGGCAGCUCGCCAUCUACGCAGAGUUUUGCAGCAUCGUGGAUGGCCGCCCCCAAGGCCACGCGUCGCUGCAUGACACGUUCACCCAAGCACAGAUCCACGAUCUGUCCAACAAAGACCUGGACGUCCAUGCUCCAUGGUACACUGGCGACGUCCUCCAAGGCUCCCACGAAGAAGGAUACAUCUACAGCAUCAACACAUUCAAGCGCGGGUGGCACUACGGGUGGACGAGCAACCGGCACACGAGCAUCACGCAGCAUGUCCUGUGCGUGUACGCGUUCGAGUUGCAAGGAAGUUAUGCGCCCGGCAUGAUCCCAAACGACGCGGUCUGGACAUGCAUCUGCGCGUCGCCGAGUCCGCAGUUUCAACUGUACUGCCGACGACGAGCAAAGGCGCGGACGUCGGCCGCCACGAAAGAGCCUGCCUUUGAAGACGACGACGAUGACGACGCCGCGAUCAAGGUUGAAAGCCCCGACGAUUACGAGGACGACAACGAUAGCGUCGACUACCAGUACGAGCCGAGCAAGCGCCACCGACGAAGCCAAGACGUUGACGGCACAACCAACCAGUUUGACGCCUCGUUCGUCCAGCCUCAUCCAGUGCAUGUCGACGAGAGCAGGACCAUGGUCCAUCGCCCGCUCCCCCCACGCCACUAUGCGUCCGCCGACCGCGAAUUCCUCCUCCCGCCAUCGUGUGUGAUGGAAAUCCCAGAGCUCGUCGAUUUCUGUAAAAUGCAAGAUUGAACCCAUCGUGAUCCCA